Messenger RNA from Diachasmimorpha longicaudata, 1439 nucleotides. RefSeq names its product piggyBac transposable element-derived protein 4-like. Lineage: Eukaryota; Metazoa; Arthropoda; Insecta; Hymenoptera; Braconidae. The record is from RefSeq and is a predicted model, not a curated record.
AAUAUCAAUGGUCUUCAAUGGAUCUUCAAAGGGCCCGAAUGGAGAAACUGAUCAAUUUUUACCUAUGUGGAAUUAACUACCUGGGGCUCAAGCCGCGUGACAUAAAUUUCUCAUCUGAAAUAUUAGACUAUUUCCUAUUAUUUUUUUCACCUGAUCUUGUGGACUUUAUUGUGGAUAAGACAAAUAACUAUUGGGCCCGUACAGUAAAUGAUGACUUGCGUAACAUCAAAAUUGGUACAACUGUCGACGAGCUGUACUGUUUUUUCGCAUGUACGCUACUAAUGUCGAGAAACAAAAAAUUACGGCUUAGCGAGUAUUGGUCUAAAGACAAACUUUUAAAAACUGAUAUUUUUAGAGAAAUUAUGUAUAGAGAUAGAUAUUUAGUUUUAUUGAAAAUGUUGCAUUUUGAAGAUGAUAAUCAAAACUCUUCUGAUCGUAUGAAAAAAAUUAUCACGGUCUCAAGCAGACUUCAAAAAUCGUUUAAAAACUCAUUUUAUCCUUUUCAAAAUUUAUGCAUAGAUGAAAGUUUUUUACUAUACAAGGGCAGGCUAUCUUUUAAACAAUAUAUACCGGCCAAAAGAAGCCGAUUUGGCAUUAAAACGUACGUAUUAUGCGAUUGUAAAACUAGCUACGUACUAGAUACUAUCGUAUAUACAGGUAGUGAUUCACACGUGACAGAGAAUACGGAAGAAAUUGGCAAAACAGGAAAUAUCGUUUUAACACUUUUAAAACCGUACUUGGGAAAAGGUCGUUCAUUGUAUGUAGAUAAUUAUUAUAGUAGUCCUGUUCUUUUUAAUUUAUUACAUAAAAAUGUAACAAAUGCUUGUGGGACUGUAAAGCAAAGGCGAAAAGGAAUGCCUACAAUUGACAGAAAAUUAAAAAAAGGCGAGGUUGACUUUCGGACAUCAAGUAAUUUGCUGGCCCUUAAAUGGCGUGAUAAAAGGGAUGUAUUUAUGUUAUCUACUUUUCAUACUAGGGAAUUAAUAUGUACAGGAAAGAGAAAUUAUACCACUCAAGAACUUAUACGUAAACCUAAAUGUAUAGUCGAUUGUAAUUCAUCAAUGGAAGCUGUCGACAAAUGUGAUAUGGUUAUCAGUUCCAUUAAAUCUAUCAGAAAAUCUAUAAAAUGGUACAAGCCGCCAAUGGUAGCCGCUUUUCAUCUUGAAUUAAUAAGACAAAUUUUACGAAAAUACCAUAAAGACGACUUUAGACAAAGCGCUCCUAGAUCUGCGGAUAAAUAUCCUUUGAGGCUUACUGGUAGACAUUUCCCAGCAAUUUACACGAGCGAGAAAACAAAACGAAAAAGUGGACUAAGAAAAUGUGUUGUUUGUACUAAGAAUGGUGUCCAACGACAAACACAUUAUCAAUGUAAAACAUGUGAGGUAGGACUUAGUAUAUACCCGUGCUUUGAAAAUUAUCAUACAAAAAUACAUUAUUAA